Molecule: messenger RNA, 99 nt
Organism: Cavenderia fasciculata
Lineage: Eukaryota; Evosea; Eumycetozoa; Acytosteliales; Cavenderiaceae
Exons: 2
Coding region: 1-99 (32 amino acids)
Source: RefSeq, a predicted model, not a curated record
AUGAAUCUUGACCCAGACUUUGGGAAAGUUCAAACUCAACCAUUAGUUAGUUUCGACAUAUAUAUCGUACUCUUAAAUGUAGAGAAAUAUCAAAGAUAA